AUGGUGUCCAUGUCCAUGCUUAAACCACCGAAAAAGAAGCUCUCGAAAAAAGAAAAGGCCCGCCUGGAGGCCGAACAAGCCGAACUCUUGCGCAUUGAAAUGGAAAAGGAGAAAUUGAAGAAACUGGAGGAAGCGCGUCAGCGCAAGAAAUUGGAAAUGGAACAAGCCAAACACCGACAACAGCAGGAGGUCGCCGAAAAUCGUUUACGUCGCUCCCAGCUAAAGGAUAGCAUGUUGUUUUUCGAUGCUGUGCGCCUGGCCAUUGACGCCAUCAAGGAUGGUGAGCGGCAUGAACGUGAUUGGGAGAAAUUUAUGCGUUGCAAUGGCCUACCGAAUGCGGCCAGUCCCAGCGAUUUGCGUAAAUACAUUCAUCAAUGGCAUGCGGACAUUGCCCAAAGGCAAAAGGAAUCCAGAAAUUGGUUAUUACGCACCGAUGAGCGGACACUUCUUACACAAGACUCUCAGGUGGCGGACUUGACACGAGCAUCCCUACGACAACAGCAGGGCAAACUGGGUGAUGUCUAUGCGCAGCGCAUCAAGGAAGUUCUUGGUAUUCUCAAUGAACUAGACGACAUGCUGCCUUAUAAACAGCGUUCAGCAAAUGUGGCCGCCGAUUUGGUCAAACUGAAAACUGAGAUGAGAAUUUUUCUCAAACAGCAUUUGGAUGAAUUUACCUAUAAGACAAUGUCGCACAUCGAACGCGAUAUGGAAAUUGAUAGACCCGGCGUUUCUAAGCACAUAUACAGCUCAGAAGUAUUUCAAAGUUUUAUUUGGACCUUUUCCAAAGAUGCUCAAAUAGCUGUCAAUCCCAAAGCUCGCAUUGGUGAACAAUCGGCGCAUAAUGAAAUCGAUUUUCCCACCAUCGAAAUGCAAAUAUCAUUGCCGCCCACAGUUCGCUUACAGAGUUCUGCGUUGCGUGGACUUUGGCUAAAUUAUGAUCAUUUUAGUGACUAUUGCAGUAGUUUUCAAUUGAAACAUUCACGCUCUGAGAACGCAACGGUUUUGAGGCAAACCAAACGCGAAUGGCGCAAACGUAAAGAGAUCUUACAGGCCAUGUUGGAUGAAUGCGCACGUGAUAUACCUCUCUCGGAAUUGGAACAAUUGACACAGGAUCAACACUCAACCAGCUCGCAGCCGCCAAAAGAACGCACCUAUGACGUGGACAAACUGUAUGCCGAGUAUGAGGACGAGCUGAAUAAGGCUCGACGACGAGCAAUCGGACCCGAGGCAUAUGGCAUGCUAGAAACGGAUGUAAACUUACGUAAAUAUCGCAUUAUAGGUGGAGUCUAUUGCAUUGAUUUUCUAGAGACACCGCAACAGGAUAAACAAUUAAAUGCCAGAUCCUUUAUUCGAACUAUUAUGGUCGCCAAUAGUUUGGUCCAUAAGGAAUACUAUCAGACGUACAAGCCACCGCCUCCCGUUUUGCCUGGAGUACGUCGUUUGCCCGAGGAAAUAGAAGCGGAAAUGCGCAUGAUUGAGGCUGCUCUAGAUAAAUUGGCCUUAGUCACUCUUCAAUUGCCCGAUUCGGUUAUAUGGUUUGAGCCGCCAAUAGCCUGUCGCUGGGAGACACAUGUCGAGACAUUUGAAAUGGAGCUAGCCGAUGGAGUCAAGCCACCAGAGGCCACAUCAACAUCAAAUGCUGCCGCUGGCAGUGCCGUUGGGGUCGGAGCUGGACCUGGAGCUGGAGCUGGGGCCACGGCAACGCCGACAGAAGCCACCCCAUUGUCAACAAACGCCCAACCGAGUCCCCUGAAGAGCUCACCCCGCUGUCCGGUUCGCCUGCGUUCGCAGAAAUCGGACUUGGCUCCACCGUUGCGAGAGAUCAGCGACUUUAACCUACGUGCCAUACCCAGCGAUGUGGACCUAUACGGAUUGGUCAAGGAUUUCAUAGUGCCACGUUUGCCACAAGGCUUCUGUGUGCGUCUUGAACAACAUACGCCACCAGUUGGCAUGGUGAAGCAGCAACGAAAGGUCAUGUUUCUGGCCCGACAGGCUCAUGUGCGAUUGGGGCAACUGCAGAAGCCAGACAUAGUCAUCAAUUCCGAACAAACAAUCGAAGCUAUGCAAUUGGAUCAAGGUAUUGGCAUUGGUGCUGAUUUUCUGGAUACUGAUGAGCCAGCUGAACUCUUUCCGCCCCUCUGUUUUGAUAAGUUGCUUAAAUUUCGGCAGUUACCAGUUCGCAAAGUCGGCCGGAGUACCCAAUGCUAUCUGUUCUCCCAACUGAUUGAGGACAUGGAUAGAUUGUGGCGACUGCAAUUGCCAAGGGAACAGCAGGAGGAAAUGCUGCAGCAGAUAUCCGAGCAACUAUCACCAACUAGCUCGGAGCAUGCCGACGAUCUGGGAAAUGAGGAACAACUAACCGAUGAUGUGCGUCCUCUCAGCCAGGAGCUAGUGGAAGUGCUACAACCGGCUACUGCAGCUGCUGCCUUUGCCUAUUACACGGGCAUCUCCUUUGUGCGAGACUCACAGUUACAAGACGAGAUUGGAGACCCAGAGACACAGAUGGCCAAAACCUCCUCGAAUAGCCUAGAUAGCAGCAGUGACGAUGAUGCUGAUGACGCCGAUAGCUUACUCGAGUUACUUGAGGCCGGCAAAGCUGCAGCUGGCGACUCCACAGCCGGUCAAACAUUAAACGAGUUUCUAUCCCGGAACAGUCAAAGCGACAACAGUGACAGUGAGGCGCGUAGACAGAAGCAAAGCAAUUUGGCUGCCAUUACACAAGGCAAAUGGAGUACACGUGACGUCCAUGAUACCAAAUUUAAUGAGGACAAACUGUGCAUACAAUUUCGUACAGGGAGAAUGGGUAUUUUCGGUUUUGCUCUCAAUAAAUACAGCAAUAUGCCCUAUCAGACUUGGGAUCUAAGACCGGAUAUGAAAAAUCCUGGAACCAUAUUGUUUAGUUUUACCGCCUCACUAAUCAGUUUGGACAUGACCAUCACUGCGGAGGGUUAUACAGUAAAUAAUUUUCAGGGCGGCAGCACUCAGGGCAUAACCGAAAUGAUUGGCAAAACUCUGUCAUUGAGCGAAUUGAAAGCCACGCUUAUACUUUCCGCUGUGGAUAUAUUUCCCGAUGAAGAUGCCUUCUGUUAUACAGAGGGAUCGUGUGAGAAAAACUAUGUAAUGGAAAUGCAUUGCUAUGCAUGUCUGUCCACAUUGGCUCUGUCCCACAAUUUCAGUUGGUCGCGAUGGAAUCUCUUGGCCGGAUCGAGGACGGCAGUGCUGUUGGUUCGAGAACUGAUUGAGGGCAAGAAAGUGCCAUACUACUCGACCCUACUGGUAACGCCAUUGAAGACAUCGAUAAUCGAUUGCACAGAGGUCUCGGCUAGUUUCAAUGCAGUCGGUAUACCUGGAAUGGAAUAUUAUGCCGAUCUCUACCAGCUAUCUCAAGCGCAUGCCCAGCCAGCAAGUUUGGAGAAGCAAAAAAUCAUGAAUCCUGUGCUUAGAGAUAAUAUAUCAAGAAUCCUGAUGGGCAUAAGACCCUUGAGUUUUUGUUAA
Messenger RNA from Drosophila willistoni, 3495 nucleotides. Its product is annotated as dynein axonemal intermediate chain 7 homolog. Lineage: Eukaryota; Metazoa; Arthropoda; Insecta; Diptera; Drosophilidae. Bases 1 to 3495 code for a protein of 1164 amino acids. The transcript is spliced from 12 exons. Gene Ontology annotation, molecular function: microtubule binding; beta-tubulin binding. The record is from RefSeq and is a predicted model, not a curated record.